Molecule: messenger RNA, 5076 nt
Organism: Bipolaris oryzae ATCC 44560
Lineage: Eukaryota; Fungi; Ascomycota; Dothideomycetes; Pleosporales; Pleosporaceae
Exons: 6
Coding region: 1-5076 (1691 amino acids)
Biological process (GO): glutamyl-tRNA aminoacylation; translation
Cellular component (GO): cytoplasm; cytosol; methionyl glutamyl tRNA synthetase complex
Molecular function (GO): glutamate-tRNA ligase activity; protein binding; ATP binding
Source: RefSeq, a predicted model, not a curated record
AUGGCCGUCGGUCAGGCGCUGCCCACGCGCUUUCCCUGUUGGUGCAAGGCAGUCUACUCCUGGGGCGGAGAGGUAAAAGGAGACCUGAUCGAGGUCCUCAAUGCAGGCGAUGGCUCUUGGUGGAUGGGCCGCCUCAAGCGCGACAGGCGCAUGGUCGGCUUGUUCCCAUCCAACUUUGUCGAGCUGCUCAGUGAAGACUACCAGCCAUGGGCGCGCAAUGGCAGUGGUGGGAGCUUCUCGAGGCAAAGCAGUGUGCAGGAACAGCCCAAGCCUGUGCCACAGAAGCAAAAGAGCAUGUUCAGGAAACCCUUUACUGCCUAUGCUGCUGCAGGCGCCCCGAACCCUGCCGCUGCCGCCCGCGAAAGGCUCCGUGCGGGUGGCAUAAACUCCGCAAACGGCACUGUCAAGACAAAGUCACGUGGCGGUCACUUCACGCCUUCGCCACUUACGACAGCAAUGAACGAUGUUAUGUCCUCUUUGCAAGAUAUGACCACGACACAAAGUAAUGAAUCGCCUGAGCAAGCCCCAUCACCGUCAAACCCAUGGUCCCCAGAAGCCUUUGACCAAGUAUACCAGGCAUCUGCGCAGAAAGUUAGAGCACAGUCAGCAAUGGAUCCGGACGACGAUGAUGAUGAUGAAGCCCCGCCAGAUGUCAACAAUUACAUGCAGCGCAUGGAGAGUCGUUUACGCAGAAUGCAGCAACAGGAGAAGAACAGUGGCAAUGACAUGCUUAUGGAUGAUGAUCAAGGACCUACGGUACCGUUGAAGACGGCAAGUCAGAGACCAGGAUCGUCCAUGGGUGGCAUUGAGCAAGAGGUGGAGCGGAAGGGAUCCAGGCUGCUCCGGAAUCGCAAGUCCGCUUAUGACAUUGGCCGUAACGCACUAGGCCGUACCUUUACGAGCAAAACGAAUUCGACGACAACAACGGCAACAACUCUCACUAGUAACAGUACUAACCGCAGCUUGAUGUCUGGACACUCUGCUACAAACAUGAGUGCUACAAGUGCUGGCAGCUAUUAUCGCAAGAAGUUUGGCAAGGAUCGCCCGAAGAGCCUUAUGAGCAUAAAAGAUACGGCAGGGAAGGGUUAUGGAUUCGAUGACGGCCGACCCGAAACACCUUUUACUGGUGUCACGUAUCACUCAAGCCACGCCUCCCAAUCGCGACCCAGUUCGAGCGAUCAACAGCAAGCCGUUGUCAGCAUGCAAGCAAGCGACGAUCCUCAUCCACUUGGCGGUUUGAGGCAACCAAAAGCGAAGCGUAGCGGAUUCUUUAGAAAGAUGAUCGAUACUGCGAAGACGCAAGCAGCCAACGCUCGCAGCACUAUCGAUACAAUCAGUCGGCCUGCGUCCCGAGCAGCUAGUCGCGCUGCAGGCCGUUCUACCAGCCGCGCUGCAAGUCGCAUGGACGGUCCGGAGCAGACGGGUAUUGAAAGCGGCCCGGCCACUCACUCAGCAAACACAUCAAGGGAUAUGGGUCUUGGAACGGUGGAUUGGGUGCAGGUGCGCAGGGACAUCAACCGAUCUAACUCACUGAGCAAAAAUGAACGCGCAGAACGUGCUGAGAGGUGUCAGAUGAUGGAUUAUCCCGUCUUGAACCCGAUUGAUAUCCUGAAUGAGUCUGUCCAAGGCGACGAAGGCCUCGAUGGACUCCCCAUUACAGAGCCAACAGAUUUCUCAGCUUGCAGUCUCUCUCAUGUAGACAAAAGCGCACGCUUCAUCAACAGCAUUCCUCUAGGAACGAAUCCUGCCACAUUGGCACAAGGCUACAUCUGUCGCCCGUAUAGAAGUGACAUUCAGCGGCUCCGCGCCAUCUUCACUUGGGUCAGCGAACGCAUCUCGUGGGAAGAAGAUUUUGAGGGCGAGAUGGACCCGCGCCAUGUGCUGCAAAGUAAGCGUGGUUGCUCUGAAGAGAUUGCUAUGGUAGUUGCUGAGAUGUGCGCUUCCGUCGGUAUGCACGCAGAGGUAAUACGUGGCUAUCUGAAGACGCCUGGCGAGCCUCUGGAUCUCGAGUCUGUCGCCCGACCGAACCAUUUCUGGAAUGCUGUGAUCGUGGAAGGUGAAUGGCGCGUAAUGGACUGCGCACUUGCCGGGCCUACUCAUCCAAAACGCGUGCAUUAUUCUACGGCUGGGUCGUCCGUCGCCGAGACGUGGUACUUCCUGGCCCGUCCAAUGGAAAUUUGCUACUCGCAUGUGCCACUUCUACCGGAGCAGCAACAUAUCUGUCCAUCCCAGCCUCACGAGGUGCUCAUGGCCUUACCCUGCGCAACACCUACAUACUUCCGACACGGCCUCAACGUGGUCAAUUUCGACACCAGCGUGCUAAAUCUGGACAACCUUGAAAUGACGCAUAUUUAUAUCGACGUACCCGAAGAUGUAGAAUGCGUGGCUGAGGUGGAAGCAAGAUGCUACUCCCAGGAUAUGGAUGGUGACUUAUUUGAGAGUGGAGACGUAGUCAAGAAGCCGGCCCUAGCACAAGCUGAAUGGUAUGGGGGACAGAAGCGAUAUACAGUCAAGGCACUCCUCCCAACCGAUGGGGGCCAAGGUGUGCUGAAGAUCUAUGCUGGACCUCGGGGACUGAUGCAUUCGAACAAGCUCAAUCCUCACAACCUGGCCAUUGGCCUGCCUAUAACGCAUUCUGGCAUGAAUCCUCCCUACUCGUUCCUAACUCUCCAUCCGACGCCGCACGCCCAGAGACACGAUCUUUAUGUCGCUCAGCCACAAUGCGCCAGUCUAGCUCUGAACAACACCUUUGUCUUUUGCGUCCGCCAACACCCAUCAUCACUUACAAAGUCACCCGAGCCUAGCCCCGCAAUGCACGGUCGAUCUUCGCCUAACCCUUUUGCUCGCCCCACAUCCGCUAUGAGCAUGCAGAGCAUAUCUGCGACGGGCUCCAAUUAUACCAAUCCGUCUCAGGCUUCUUCAGGCUCAGCAAGUAGCAACAGUAAUAAGCCGGCCAAGUUAGCGAUACAGACACCCUCUGGAAAGAUCAUCCGUCUGACAAGAAAAAUUGAACAUAUGAGCGCCAUGAGUGAGGCUGAUGGCACGGCAUGGGAGACGGUUAUCAAGAUUGGUGAAAAGGGAACAUGGCGAGGGUUGGUUCUUGCAGAUCGUAGUGCGAGGUGGUCUUCACAACGGGUCAUCAUGGACGCUGCUAUUGCUGAAUGGCAAACCCGCGCCGAGGCGCUCAAGCCAUUGAACCUCAAGCAAAUCGAGCCCCACCUGCUUGAGCUGGAUGCGCACCUCACUCUGCGCUCCCACAUUGUCGGUUACACGCUCAGCGAUGCGGACACCACAGUAUGGAAGACGAUCCGCGAGAACCGUGUGGCCCAUGCCUUUGUCAAGCAAGACUUGAUGAAGAGCCUGUGCCGAUGGUUUCGCUACAUUGAAGAGGCGUACCCCCAGAGCGUGGUUGUUGUUAGUGGAGGACAGGGCAAGGAGGGAGCAAAGGGAAAGAAAGAGGGUGGCAAGAACGACGACGCCAACUACGACAUUGGACUUCAAGAUGUUGGAGAUGGUACCGGUAUUGUCACGAGAUUCCCCCCUGAGCCUUCAGGUUAUCUCCACAUCGGCCACGCAAAGGCUGCGUUGCUGAACGACUACUUUGCGCACGAGAAGUACAAGGGCAAGCUCCUGUUACGAUUCGACGACACCAACCCUACUAAGGAAAAGCAAGAGUUCCAGGAUGCCAUUGUUGAGGAUUGUGCGCUUCUUGGCAUCAAGCCAGACUCUGUCUCAUACACAAGCGAUUGGUUCGACCAGCUGUACGAGAUGUGCGUGCAAGCAAUCAAGGACGGACUGGCAUACGCAGACGACACCAUCCAGGAGAAGAUGCGUGAUGAGCGUAUGAAUGGCAUUGCCAGUGCACGUCGCGACUCGAGCGUUGAGGACAACCUGGCGCGCUUUGAGGAGAUGAAGAAAGGCAACGAAGAAGGCCUGAAAUGGUGCAUUCGCGCAAAGAUGUCUGUCGACGAUCCCAACAAGGCCAUGCGUGACCCUGUCAUCUACCGCUGCAACCCUCAGGCUCAUCACCGCACCGGAGAGAAGUGGAAGAUCUACCCUACCUACGACUUUUGCUGCCCCAUUGUUGAUGCGCUCGAAGGCGUUACCCACGCUCUGCGCACCACCGAGUACAACGAUCGUGACGCGCAAUAUCAGUGGUUCAUCAAGAACCUCAAGCUCCGAAAGGUGCACAACUGGGGCUUUGCCCGUCUCAACUUUGUCAAGACUGUGCUGUCUAAGCGCAAGCUUACCAAGAUCGUCGACGCCGGCAUUGUUGGGGGCUGGGACGACCCGCGCAUGCCCACUGUCCGUGGAGUCCGUCGCCGCGGCGCCGUCAUCCCCGCUCUCCGCGAGUUUAUCCUCAAGCAAGGACCAUCCAAGAACAUUGUCAAUCAGGAUUGGUUUGCCUUCUGGGCCACUAACAAGAAGCACAUUGAGCCCACUGCGGCCCGUUACACAGCGAUUGACGACGAGGGCCGUGUCCCUGUAACCAUUAUCGGUGCACGCGAGGGCAUCACAUCAGAGGACAAACCAAAACACGCAAAGUACGACCUGGGUACCAAGAAGAUCGUCUUCAGCUCAUCGGUCCUCCUCGAGCAAGCCGAUGCGCAAUCCUUUGCCCAAGACGAGGAAAUCACCCUCAUGAACUGGGGCAACGCCAUCGUCCGCAAAAUCACCCACUCCCUCAACCCCGUCGACAUUGCCAAAGCAGGCCUCACAAGCGAAGCCCGUACCGUCACCGGCCUCGAACUCGAACUUCACCUCCAAGGCGACGUGAAGAAGACAUCCAAGAAAGUAACCUGGCUGAGCAAAGACCAGGACCUCGUCCCCAUUGAACUCGUAGACUUCGACUACCUCAUUACCAAGGACAAACUCGAGCCCGAAGACACGCUUGGGGACUUCCUCAACCCGAGCACCGAGACACGCACAAAGGCGCUGGCGGAUUGUAAUGUUGCGGAGCUCAAGGUGGAUGAUAUUGUGCAGUUUGAUCGCAAGGGCUUCUUUAGGAUUGAUCGCGCGUUUAAGCAUGGAGAGGCGGUUGUGGCGUUCCAGAUUCCAACGGGUAAGAGUAAGUAA